GUCGCGCAGAAUAUUGGGUUGAAGCAGACACUCUGUGGUUGGAGAAUCGCGGCGAUGGCGACUUGGGUCUUCUACCGGACGGAUUGAUAGUGGCCUUGGAUAUGACUCGUAUGUAUUUCUUAAAGUGUAGUUUAUUGCAAACCCGGUGCACGGAUCGUCAAUUGAAUGAUUUGGCAUUUCCAUUAUCAGUGCUGUAUACAUGAAUUCAAUGUCUUCACUCUAAGUCACAUUUUCACAACGGGAUCAUCAGGAUAGCACCUCAUCUGUUGCUAGUUCUCUUUGACUGAGAUUUGGGGUCAAGUGAGGAAGGCAUGUGUUCCUUGUCCAGUGACCCACACUCCUUCACAGGGGCCAUGGAGGAGGAGGGGCAGGAGAGCAUGGAAUGUAUCCAGGCCAAUCAGAUCUUCCCCAGGAAGCCCCCAGUCCUGGAGGAGGAGAGCCUGCAGGUGCCCUUUCCUGAGCUGCAUGGCGAGUUCACAGAGUACGUGGGUAGAGCGGAGGAUGCCAUCAUCGCCAUGUCCAGAUACCGCCUCCACAUCAAAUUCAAAGAGUCCAUCGUCAACGUCCCUCUGCAGCUCAUAGAGACUGUGGAGUGUCGUGACAUGUUCCAGCUCCAUGUCACCUGCAAGGACUGUAAGGUCGUCAGGUGUCAGUUCUCUACAUUGGAGCAGUGUCAGGUGUGGCUGAAGCGGCUGAGCGCUGCGGUCCGCCCUCCGUCUCUCCUGGAGGACCUCUUCUCCUUCGCCUUCCAUGCCUGGUGUGUGGGCGUGUACGCCGGGGAGAAGGAGCAGCAGGGGGAGCUGUGCAGGCCAGGUACGCUGGCGGUGACACCGGUGUCCUCGGACCUCUACUCAAUUGGUGACAGACAUAAGUCCUCACAUCUCCUCUGUGUCCCUGUGUGCCCGUUAGGAGAGCAUGUGACCUCCUGGUUCAAGAACGAGGUGGAGAGGAUGGGCUUUGACACUCAAAAUGCCUGGAGGAUAUCCGACAUCAACAGCAAGUUCAGACUGUGCUCUAGCUAUCCGCAGCAGCUCCUGGUGCCAGCCUGGAUCACAGACAAGGAGCUGGAGAACGUGGCAGCCUUCCGUUCCUGGAAGAGGUUCCCGGCUGUGGUGUUCAGGCACCAGAGCACGGGGGCUGUGAUCGCCCGCUGCGGCCAGCCGGAGGUCAGCUGGUGGGGCUGGAGGAAUGCAGACGACGAGCACCUGGUCCAGUCCAUCGCCAAGGCCUGUGCUGUAGAUGGCAGCUCCCGUAAACACCUGGACAUCGGAUCCGACACCAACGGAACCAAUGAAAUCAAUGGCACCAAUGACCUCGUCGACACAGACUUCGAAUCGUCCCUGACGAACAGCUCGGAGGUGGAGACGCUGGCCAUCCAGCCACAAAAGCUGUUGAUCCUGGAUGCCAGGUCCUAUGCAGCCGCUGUGGCCAACAGAGCCAAGGGAGGGGGCUGUGAAUGUCCAGAGUACUACCCCAACUGUGAGGUGGUGUUCAUGGGCAUGGCUAACAUCCACUCCAUCCGCAAGAGUUUCCAGUCCCUGCGCUUCCUCUGCACCCAGAUGCCCGACCCGGCCAACUGGCUGUCUGCUCUGGAGAGCACCAAGUGGCUGCAGCACCUGUCUCUGCUGCUGAAGGCGGCCCUGCUGGUGGUGAACGCUGUGGACCGCGACCACAGGCCCGUUUUGGUGCACUGCUCUGACGGAUGGGACCGCACACCCCAGAUCGCCGCCCUAUCCAAGCUGCUGCUGGACCCAUACUACCGCACCAUCGAGGGUUUCCAGGUGCUGGUGGAGACUGAGUGGCUGGACUUUGGUCAUAAGUUUGCUGACCGCUGUGGCCACGGGGAGAAUUCUGAGGAUCUGAACGAGCGCUGCCCAGUGUUCCUGCAGUGGCUGGACUGUGUGCACCAGCUGCAGAGGCAGUUCCCAUGCUCCUUUGAGUUCAAUGAGGCUUUCCUGGUGAAAAUGGUGCAGCACUCCUACUCCUGUCUGUUUGGCACCUUCCUGUGCAACAGUGGGAAGGAGAGGGAGGACAGGCGCGUUCGGGAGAGGACCUGCUCCGUGUGGUCACUGCUGCGACCAGCCAACCGCGUCUUGAGGAACAUGCUCUACUCCUCCCACUCCGAGACUGUGCUCCACCCUGUGUGUCACGUGCGUAACCUGUUGCUGUGGACGGCAGUCUACCUGCCCAGCUCCUCCCCCACCACCCCCUCUGAUGAGUCGUGUGCACCGUAUCCUGUGCCAGGUACCAACACAGAAGACACGCCCCUGGGCAGACGUCCGAAGACCCGUUCCUUCGAUAACUUGCCCAGCGCCUGUGAGCUGGGGAGCUCGCUGGCCCCAAACCGGCGCUCCAGUGACCCGAGCCUGAAUGAGAAGUGGCAGGACCACCGGCGCUCUCUGGAGCUCAACAUUGCUGUGGGGCCUGACGCAGGGGGAGCUCAGCAACAGGAUGGGCGGGCUAACGGCCAGCCUGUAGCAGCAGGGCCUCAGGCAGGCAUGGCCGACUCUGAGCUGGAGGUCAGCCCUGAAGGCCAGCAGACUGAGCUGAGAGACGGUGCCUCCAAGGGGUCAUUAGCAGCAGGAGAAGCGAUAGAGCUGUCCAUUGAGCUAGCUGUGGCAGAGGGACAGAUGGAGAACAUUCUCCAGGAGGCAACGAAGGAGGAAGCUGGUGCUGAGGCUCAGCGAGAUGCUAACGCUACUGCUGCCGUGGCUGGAUCUCCGAUCGAUGCUAACGCUAAUGGAACAGAGACGGAGAAAGAGGUUAAGGAAAGUGAUGCUGAGACUGAUAAACAAGCUAACGCCAAUGGGGCUGAGACUACUAUAACUAAUGGUCAUCACCCAGGGAAUGGCACAGAUGAGCCUGAAGAGGAGUCUGGUGUGUCUCCAGCCAGUCCCCCCCUGCCCACUGAUGUGUCCACAGAUGUUCCAGAGGAGCAGGAGGCCCUAGAGAGGCGAGAGUCAGAGGAGCUGGUGGUGCAGGUUCUGGAGAACUGUACUGCCCAGGAGGAGCCAGAACACAACCCUACCCCCAGCACAGCCCAGCCAGCCCCCGCUGCCCCUAGAACUUUGACCAAUGGCUUUGGAGCGAGGACACCAGAGGAGCCAGAGACAGCUGUGUAUCUCCUCCCACUAGAGCCUGAGUCCAGCAGACACCACUCAGAGGCCCUGGUGCAGGCAGACACGAGUUCUUCCCUCAUGGAGAGUUCCACAGAGACUCUGACUGAAGAGGCCUGCAGCAGGCCAGAGGCCCCAGUGCAGGCACCCAUCUGCCCAUGCCCCCAGCCCCGGACUGAAGGCAGGAGCCAACUUUCCUGUCUCAGGAGAGUGAACGGGGAGGCAGAGCCAGAGCAGGGGGCAUCCAGGACUUUAAAUGGAGGACACAAGCGGCCCUCUGUCAGUGCCUUCCAGUCUUUGAGUGCUGAGCCCAGCAGGGAGGGUCUAUAUAAUGUCGAGAGCUCAGAGGGGGAGCCCUGUGGUGGCCUUCACUGGGCCAAGGUGAAUGGGGAGCGGGCCCAACUGAGCCGCCAGGUCUCCCUGGCCUCCUGCAGCUCCCUGACCCUCCAUCGCCGGGGCAGCUGCUCCCAGCACCGCUGCCUCCACACCCUACUGGGGCGCCGCGCCGCCACGCCCAGCCCCGAACAGCCGGCCCGCAGUCACCUGGACGACGACGGGCUGACGCUCCACAUGGACACCAUCCAGCAGCGGCUGAGGCAGAUCGAGGCAGGCCACCAGUUGGAGGUUGAUAUGCUGAAGAAGCAGGUGCAGGAGCUGUGGAGCCGCCUUGAGAGCCAUCACCACGCAGCGUCCCUCAGGAUCAACGGAGACAUCGGAGACGAAGUGACCUCAAUGACAGACUCGGAGUGUAACCUGGACGCUAACUGCCUGUCGCGCUGCAGCACGGAGCUCUUCUCUGAGGCUAGCUGGGAGCAGGUGGACAAGAAUGACACUGAGGUGACCCGCUGGUACCCGGACCACUUGGCAGCUCAGUGCUACGGGUGUGAGAGUAGGUUCUGGCUCGCCACCAGGAAGCAUCACUGCAGUGACAGGGAGCCUGUCCAAGAGGCCUGGAACUGUGGGAAUGUAUUCUGUGCCAGCUGCUGCGACCAGAAGAUCCCUGUGCCAAGCCAGCAGCUGUUUGAGCCCACCCGUGUGUGUAAGACCUGCUAUGGCAGCCUCCAGAUCAAUACAACUCCCAACCCCAUGGAGCUGGAGGAACCAAUCACAGCCAGCUCCAACUAAGGGGCUGGGCCUGCCAGCCAGCCACUGACACAGCCAGGCACACUGCUGAGAAGCCCAAGGAGCUGCAGAAUGUCCCGUGUGUGUGUGUGCUGCAAAAUAUGGAUUUUCAUGUAUAUAGGCCUGCAAUGCCGGAUGUAGUGGAGGAGGUGAAUUAGGUCUUUUUUGUGAGAUGCUAAGCACUUUGAAUGGUGGUUAUGCACAGGAAUGAGUAAAUGGGCAGACAUAUGGAGGGAGGGGUGUGUGACAACACACAGGACUGCUGGUAGUGUUGGUGGAGGGACUGCGAUGGAGUGAGGAUGGCCUGCCUGGUCCCGCUGGCGAGGGGGGGGGGGGGGCACAAGAGAGUCAUCUCUGAAUGAUGCUGCAAAGUCUUUGAGGGCUUGGGUUCAUCUGAAACAUUUUUUUUUAAAGUUUUUUUUACCCCCACUCACAUUUCUCUCUGACGAUUAGUACCAUCAUCCGUCCUCUAGUAAAAGCUUCAGGAACCUCUUCCAGUGUCCAGAAUAGGGCUGGACUGUGAUGGCAAGACCUUUCAAAGAUAUCUGGGGAACACCUGGAUGAACUUGGGCAGAAUUCUAACUUAUGUGUCUGAAGUUGGGACUCUACCCUAAGCAGGGAGAGGAUUUGUGAGCCACAGAUCUAAAAAGUGUUUGCUUGAAUGGCAUCAAGGUAUGAAUCCUCACCUAGCUGGUUUCAUUUUGCCCUCUCUUGGAAUAGGUGCCAUAAACCGAUAGCAGACAGUGUGGAUCAGGGGUCAGCAAGCCUGUUCCUGGAGUGACAGAAAUAUGGCAGGAUUUUGUUCCAACUAGGCACCACGCCUGACCAACUGAGCUAAUUGAUCAGUUCAAUGGUUGCCUAAAUUAAACACACCUGGUCUUCCGGGUCGGUUAAAUCAAACAUGAAGUGCCUGCAGCCCUCCAGGACCAGGGUUACAUACUCCUGGUGUCGAUAAUGUUGACAGCUGGUAUUAUGACAGACAGCCAUUCAGCACUGGCUCUCUCUUACACACGGAGUCCCUGACUGGAAAGAGCAUCUGAUCUGAAUGACAGCACGGUGGCAUUGUCACUUGAUAUCAAAUACAUAAUACGCUCAUGGGUUUUGUCUGCCACGGAGAGGCUGUGGAAAUGAACUCGUUAACUUUGCCUUCAUGCCCUUCACUUAAAAUUAGGAUGAACCCCCCCCCUAAUUUACCCAGCAGGCACUGGGACCAUGGUGGUGCUGAAGUGGACAUGACAUCAUGUAUCAUCCAUCACAAUCACGGUUUAAUAGGAAGUGAUGUAAUGGUUGUCACUAAGAGAUAUGCUUCUGUCAUGUUUCCUCCUGUAAUGACAGGAACUCAUUUAACAAUAUGUCCUUGUUAGCAGGAGGGGUGAACUAGUUACCCAACAUUGACUGCUUAGUUUACUCUUUUGCUAUUUGUUGAACAUGAAUUUUUAUUUUAGGGCUUUCAUUAGAGCCAUAAAUGCAUCACAAUGUUUCCCUUUGAACAUCCUCAUAGCCACCCUUGCAUCAUGUCCUAUAUAAACCAAGGAAGUGCUGGAUAGUACAAGGUGAUGAAAUGUAUAGUACAGCGUCUGUGUGGAACUUCCAGUGACACUAGAGGGUGCACUUCUCCUGGCUGGUUAGCGCAGUCUUCACCAGCUGAAAUGAGAUGAGUAGCUUAUUUUAUCUCCUCAGAGACACCUUACCCUGCCCAGGGGCCAUUCAAUGACCUCCUCGCAGAUACAUUUUUGUAAAAUAAAUGAAUAAAUAAGAAAUUAAAUAAUAUAUUCACAUAAGUAUAUACCAUUAAAGAAACUGUAUAGAAUCCUUGAGUAGUGGUUCACUAAAUUAGUCAGCAAAAGUUAUUAUUUUUUUUCAUUUGUAAUUUUUCUUUUUGUUUGCAGAAAAAAAGAUGGAUUUUUUUUCAGAGGACAUGGUGUUCCUUUUUUUGAUGCUGCCGUGGUUCUACCUUUUUUAAUGCUAUCACUACCUUUUUUAUUUAUUUAUUGACUUUUUUUUUUAAAUUUUUUUUUUUUGAAUUUGUCUCAAAUUUAAACAAUUCGAUUGCCACAGGAUAAUCAGUGUUUAUCAGUAGUGGAAGGGCAAUGAGAAGAUGACCCACAUCAAUAAGAGAUGGCCUAUACUCUGACACAUUGGUGGUCCAAAACAAGCAACAUUUACUAUACCCCCACUCAUAUACACACUACCUCUACCAUACACAGAUCCAGACAGAAAGUCCACACGUACAUGGACACAGAUAUCGUCUCCCUGCGCUCGCAGUAGUUCAAAUUUGCUUUUCAGAUGUUCAUAGUCAGAAUAACCUUUUGUUAUUAAUUUAGUGUUUUACAAGCUAUCAGUUGGAACAUUAAAUGUACAAAACAACCCUAGACUAUAUCCUGCUCAAGACUGCCAAUCAUUAAUACUUACAUUUGUUGUACUAGCAGGACACCUAAUUGAGUUGCAGGAUUUCAGCAAAUUUGGUUAUAAUUCACUCUAUCGGAUCAGCCAGCCUAUGUGCAAAAGGGCCACUGUAUAGUUUGGACAGCCAUUUUGUGAACUAUUUGAGGGACAAAACUCGGGACUGUUGAUUUCUUUCAAUGCCCUUUUGAAUCGCUUUUAGCAUAUACGUUUCAAUGGCUGAGCUGAGUAGUCCAUAGCUUCAGAUCUCGAAGCCAUGCAGGUCUUUUUGGUUAUCAUUUUCCAAACUGAGGUUUGACAUUGAGGGCUAAAUAAGGUCCAAAGUAAUGUCUGGCCACUAAUUUACUUCUGGCUUCCAGCUGUGUCCCUGCCGCCCUCUGCCAUGUUGAGGACGAGGCUAGUAUAGGGCCGUUUCACCAUCACAUGCAUGAUGGGCACCAAACUUGUCUGUCCAACAAUCCAUGAAUGUGAAUGGUAAAAAUAUUUAAGUGACAAUGUUUUUGCGCAGCAUUUAAGUUUUUAUCAGAGUAUACACUGCCACAGAAAUACAUUGAACAAUAAAGCUGAAAAUGAAAGUCUGCUGUUCUAGUCAGUAUUAUGUUACCCACAGAGGGACUCAUGAGGAAUGAGCCUGUUUUUGUUUCGGUGCUGUUGUGGGGCAUGGCUGGAUGUGAUGGCAAUAUGUGGUAGGGGUUGGAUUUUUACGCAUUGUCUGUCUGGAGGUUCCCUCGCUACUCUUUGACCAGUUGGAGUUGUUAGUGAUCUUGGUCUUUUGCUUAUUACUGUUCACUGCCCAUCAAGUAGUUUCCUGUACGACGCAUUGCUGCAAUGGCACGGUCAUCGGGUGUAAAUGCAAGUGUGUUUGGGAGCGUGUACGAGAUUGUGUGUCUCUGUCGGCGGGAGACUGGUGCCAAGCAGUUAUAACACAGGUCUGUAACAAAGGGAUCACUUAUGUGCUUUUCUUUUCCACCUUUUCCCUUCUGUUAAACAAGCACUUUCAACCUUCUCAUGUUUCUAUCCACGAAGACUUUAUAUAGCUGUUUCCAGGAACAGGACAUAGCUGUUUGUUUAUCUAUUUUGUUUUGAAUUUGCUUUAAAGAGCAUUACAUUGAUGUAGAAUUAAAGGAAAAUAAAAUGGGCUAUUUCCAUCU
Molecule: messenger RNA, 7792 nt
Organism: Salvelinus fontinalis (brook trout)
Lineage: Eukaryota; Metazoa; Chordata; Actinopteri; Salmoniformes; Salmonidae
Product: myotubularin-related protein 3-like
Exons: 20
Coding region: 312-4241 (1309 amino acids)
Biological process (GO): regulation of autophagy; dephosphorylation
Molecular function (GO): protein phosphatase binding; phosphatidylinositol-3,5-bisphosphate 3-phosphatase activity; metal ion binding
Source: RefSeq, a predicted model, not a curated record